GAGUGGCUCCCAGCGAGGCAGCUCCUGACCUUGCCCUGCCCGCCUGCAGCCCUGAGGCAGAGCGAGCUCGGCCCAGGCAGGCCAGGCCUGCAGCCCCCAUGGAAGGUGCCAUGCAGCUGCUGAGCCGCGAGGGCCACAGUGUCGCUCACAACUCCAAGCGGCAUUACCACGAUGCCUUCGUGGUGAUGAGCCGGAUGCGGCAGCGCGGCCUCCUCUGUGACAUCGUCCUGCACGUGGCUGCCAAGGAGAUCCGCGCGCACAAGGUGGUGCUGGCCUCCUGCAGCCCCUACUUCCACGCCAUGUUCACAAAUGAGAUGAGUGAGAGCCGCCAGACGCACGUGACGCUGCAUGACAUCGACCCUCAGGCUCUGGACCAGCUGGUGCAGUUUGCGUACACAGCGGAGAUUGUGGUGGGCGAGGGCAAUGUGCAGACUCUGCUCCCGGCUGCCAGCCUCCUGCAGCUGAAUGGUGUUCGCGAUGCCUGCUGCAAGUUCUUGCUGAGUCAGCUCGACCCCUCUAACUGCCUGGGCAUCCGUGGCUUUGCAGACACGCACUCAUGCGGUGACCUGCUCAAGGCGGCACACAGGUAUGUGCUGCAGCACUUCGUGGACGUGGCCAAGACGGAGGAGUUCAUGCUGCUGCCACUGAAGCAGGUGCUGGAACUGGUCUCUAGUGACAGCCUGAAUGUGCCUUCUGAGGAGGAUGUCUACCGUGCGGUCCUAAGCUGGGUCAAACAUGAUGUAGACACACGGAGGCAGCAUGUCCCAAGGCUGAUGAAGUGUGUUCGGCUGCCCCUCCUGAGCCGUGACUUCCUGCUGGGCCAUGUGGAUGCCGAGGGCCUGGUGAGGCACCACCCUGAUUGCAAAGACCUGCUCAUCGAGGCCCUCAAGUUCCACCUGCUGCCCGAGCAGAGAGGCGUUCUGGGCACCAGCCGCACUCGGCCCCGGCGCUGCGAAGGUGCUGGCCCUGUGCUGUUUGCAGUCGGUGGUGGGAGCCUCUUUGCCAUCCAUGGGGACUGUGAAGCAUACGAUACUCGCACUGACCGCUGGCAUGUGGUGGCCUCCAUGUCCACACGCCGGGCCCGUGUAGGGGUGGCUGCCGUCGGGAACCGGCUGUAUGCUGUGGGCGGCUACGAUGGGACCUCAGACCUGGCUACUGUGGAGUCCUAUGACCCUGUGACCAACGCGUGGCAGCCGGAGGCAUCCAUGGGCACAAGGCGAAGCUGCCUGGGUGUAGCCGCCCUGCAUGGGCUUCUGUACGCAGCGGGCGGCUACGAUGGGGCCUCUUGCCUCAACAGUGCCGAACGAUACGACCCACUGACGGGAACGUGGACGUCCGUCGCUGCCAUGAGCACCCGGAGGCGAUAUGUGCGCGUGGCCACACUUGAUGGGAACCUGUAUGCUGUGGGUGGUUACGACAGCUCAUCACACCUGGCCACCGUGGAGAAGUAUGAGCCCCAGGUGAACUCCUGGACUCCCGUGGCCUCCAUGCUGAGCCGUCGCAGCUCAGCAGGCGUGGCUGUGCUGGAGGGUGCCCUGUAUGUGGCCGGGGGCAACGAUGGCACCAGCUGCCUGAACUCCGUGGAGAGGUACAGCCCCAAAGCCGGUGCCUGGGAGAGCGUGGCGCCCAUGAACAUCCGCAGGAGCACACAUGACCUGGUGGCCAUGGAUGGUUGGCUGUAUGCGGUCGGGGGCAAUGACGGCAGCUCCAGCCUUAACUCCAUUGAGAAGUACAACCCGAGGACCAACAAAUGGGUGGCUGCGUCCUGCAUGUUCACGAGGCGCAGCAGUGUGGGAGUGGCGGUGCUGGAGCUGCUGAACUUCCCCCCACCAUCCUCACCUACGCUGUCAGUGUCCUCUACCAGCCUCUGACCUGGGUGAAGACUGCACCGAGGCCCACAGCCUCCCACAUGCCUUAAGCCUUGGGAGGCGCCCCACGCCUCCCGCUCCUUGGCUGUAUGUUGGGGGCAAUGACGGCCCCCACCAGGGACUUCGUGUACCGUCCGUCCACGUGUCUGCCUUCAUCUCUGUUUGUUUAUGUUUGUGCCGUCUGUCAACUUGCUUAUUUAUUAUGUAUGGAUUAUUUAUGACAGAGGAGCAGUGCUGCAGCUACCAGUUCAGGUGUUUACUCUCAAGGGUCACCUCCCUGCAGGGGACCAAGCAGCCCUCUAGAAUGUCUUUCCACUGCCUGCGAGCAGUGGG
Molecule: messenger RNA, 2201 nt
Organism: Dipodomys ordii (Ord's kangaroo rat)
Lineage: Eukaryota; Metazoa; Chordata; Mammalia; Rodentia; Heteromyidae
Gene: Klhl17
Product: kelch-like family member 17
Exons: 11
Coding region: 99-1871 (590 amino acids)
Molecular function (GO): protein binding
Source: RefSeq, a predicted model, not a curated record